Molecule: messenger RNA, 1480 nt
Organism: Abrus precatorius (Indian licorice)
Lineage: Eukaryota; Viridiplantae; Streptophyta; Magnoliopsida; Fabales; Fabaceae
Product: protein ROOT INITIATION DEFECTIVE 3
Exons: 9
Coding region: 111-1472 (453 amino acids)
Biological process (GO): DNA-templated DNA replication; rRNA processing
Cellular component (GO): nuclear pre-replicative complex
Molecular function (GO): protein binding
Source: RefSeq, a predicted model, not a curated record
GUUCGUUCUUUUUGUUUGGUGUGUCUUCCGAAGUCAAAACCCUUGAGGUUUAUGGUGCAGCCCCAUUACCAGAGAAGCACCCCCGCCACCGCGUACUGUUGCUAACAAGGAUGGAGGUUGUUAUGGCAUCGUCCUCUGUUGAUGGUGGAAUUGGGUGUUGGGACCUUCGCACAGGCGCUGAACAACUCCGCUACAAGUCCUGUUCCUCCCCUUCUCAUGGCCUCGUCUCCGUUGGUGCUCGCUUCAUUGCUUCCUCUCAGCUUCGAGAACCUUCCGCAUCCUCUGGUUCUGUUCUCUUUUGGUCUUGGUCCAAGCCUCAAGUUGAAGUUAAGAGCUUCCCUGCUGAACCCAUUAAGCCCCUUGCCGCUAAUCACCCAGGAACCUUUAUAGCCGGUGGAGCUUUGUCUGGUGACAUAUACUUGUGGGAUGUUGAAACUGGUAGGUUGCUUAAGAAGUGGCGUGCUCAUUUUAGGGCUGUUACUUGCCUAGUAUUCUCUGAAGAUGACUCGCUGCUGAUUUCUGGUUCUGAAGAUGGAUCCGUAAGAGUUUGGUCCCUCUUCAUGAUAUUUGAUGAUGUGAGAAGUCAGCAAGCCAGUAAUCUUUAUGAGUAUAGUUUUUCAGAGCACACCCUGCGUGUAACAGAUGUUGCGAUUGGUUAUGGAGGGUGCAAUGCAAUUAUAGUGUCAGCUUCAGAGGAUCGGACCUGUAAGAUAUGGAGCUUAUCUAGGGGAACACUGCUAAGAAAUAUAGUAUUCCCUUCAAUAAUUGACACCAUUGCAUUGGAUCCUGCUGAACACGUCUUUUAUGCUGGCAGUAGAGAUGGAAAGAUAUUUAUUGCUGCCCUUAACACUGAAAGCGUUGCUACUAAUAAUUAUGGGAUGCAUAUCAUUGGUUCUUUUUCUAACCACAGCAAGGCAGUUACUUGCUUAGCGUAUGACACGAGUGGGAAUUUGUUGAUAUCUGGGUCAGAGGAUGGAAUGGUUCGUGUUUGGAACACAAGAACUCGUAACAUUGUACGCAUGUUUAGACAUGUGAAAGGUAAUGCUGCAGGACCUGUAAAUAAUAUUCUUGUUGUUAGACGAGAAAUUGACCUUAGUAAUCACAUAUCUUCUAAUGUACAAGCAUCCUCAAGAAAGCAGGGAGCUAAUCUACCCCCUCCAUUGGAAAAAUAUGCAAAUUCAACAGAUGAAGACUCCGAUAUGAAGACUAUUAUCAGCCUUGUGGGUGACAGGAGAUCCACGGAUGUUUCAUACCUCAGUUCUCAUGUGAUAUUGAAUUACAUUAAGGAACUUCAGCAUCAAGGCUCUGUUGCUGCUUCUGAAAUGGAGAUGGAGAAACUAAAACACGAUUGUCAAAGGUCAAUGCAAUUGGUUAACCAAUGGAAGAAAAUGCAUGAAAACUUGCAUCAAUUUUGUGUAAAGGAGCUGUUGGAUGGUAAUCAAGCUAGAACCUUAGAUGAAAAUGACAAAUAAGAUGUUUU